GCCUUGACACAAUGUACUCUUUGCACCACUAAUGUUCUGUUUACAAUACAUGUUGAACUAUCUUUUAUUAUGUAGCUAAAUCCAGGAUACAGUCAUUAUGUAACAGAUGCAAUGUCAACUAUGUUUAUUUUGCUCAGCUUGCUAUUUUUUAAUGCAUAAUCAAGCCUUACGAAUUCUUACGUUUUAAAGAAAAUUGUAAUGGGAAAGUCUUGCUGUAGACAGCUAACACGAAAGAGAGAAGAGAGCCCACCGACUGUAUCUUCAUGUAGGAGGCGCUGUCGACAUUAACAAUACACAAUAUACACAAUAAAGUCGUUCUCCUGGAUAUUAGAACUAACAACCAGCUGCUGGCAAAAAAAUAAUGAUUGCAUUGAAGUGCUAUCUCUCUCUUCCAUUGGUGGCAGGGGCAUUAUUAGUGGGCCUCCCUUACAGUAUCUCUCUGGUUGCCCAGUGGCUCUAUGGCUGGCCCAGUAAACCAGGGUACCAAAAAUAUUUAGAGGCUGUCAAACCAAGACGCAUAUACUGCCUGACAAGAGCUGUGCUUGAAAUGCUGAAGUAUCUGCAGUAUGGCAAACUGUAUUUUCAGUGGAAACUGUGGUACAGUAAUGACAAAAAUAACAAGCACUAUGUGAAAGGCAUCACCUUUGGCCGCCGAGGGAAUAAGCUAGAUUUAUAUUAUUCACCAAGAACGGGCCGUUCUGAUGCUGCUCCUGUACCGGUGGUCGUAUUUGUGUAUGGAGGAGCCUGGGGUUCAGGAGACCGCUCUAUUUACUGCCUGUUAGCCUUACAAAUGGCAAAAGAGCUUAAUGCCUCUGUCAUUUGUCCAGAUUAUUCCAUAUAUCCAAAGGGAAAUGUGUUAAAUAUGAUUCAAGACAUUAGUGACAGUUUGCUGUGGGUGAGAGAAAAGGGACACGCGUUCAAUCUUGAUCAAGACAACAUAAUAUUGAUAGGUCAUUCGGCAGGGGCUCAUCUGUGUGCCAUUACCACACUGUUUCUGGUGAACAAUGUAGAAGAAUUGUUCAUUGAGACCAACAAACAGAGAGGUCUUGUAGCUGCCAUCAAAGGAAUCAUAGGUCUGAGUGGCGUUUACAGUAUAAUGGACCAUUAUAAGCAUGAGAAAAUGCGGGCUGUUGAAUAUGUGUCAACUAUGCACAAAGCUAUGGAUGGUGUGGAGAACUUUGAUUAUUAUUCACCAACAUCACUACUCAAGAAAUUGAACAAUGAUCAGCUGAAACGAGUUCCUCCAGUGGCUUUGCUCCAUGGAACCAAUGACAUCAUAGUUCCGGUGGAAUCAUCAGUGAUGUUCUCCGAGCUCCUCACUUCUCUUUCUGUCAGUAUGUCUCUUUAUCUAAUACCUAAAAUGAACCACACCGAGAUGGUCACUGACCUUAUGGCUCCGGACAGGCACUUUUACCAUACUGUUUAUGGCUGUAUUAAACAGGAGUACAGUAAAUUUCAGGGUUAGGUUGAUUAAUAUUUUUCAUGAAGUCAUGAAAUUACUCAUAUCUUUUUCCAAUGUGCCAAACAGUCAUUAUCCUUAAGUCAUUGUAUGUUCUUUAUAGCUGUAUUGUAAGUUUACAUUCUAAUGAUAUGUUUUUUUCUUAAAUGUUUAAGUUUCCAUCAAAAUGUGUUAAUAAGAUGAAAAAGUUAGUUCUGUGCUUGUUAACUGAAAUAAAUAAAAAAAAAAAACAUUCUGUUUAAAAACUACCUUUUAAAGUGUAAUUAAAUGCAAUGAAAGGAGAUUGUUCCAGUUAAGACAGGAAGAAUGAAUGAAAAUUUACAAUUGUUUUGUAUUUAAAAAUAUAAUACAUGUAUGCAUAGAGAAAUACUGUAUUCUUAUACAUAUAUUUUAUGUGUAACUUCUUACAUAAUAUUUAUUUAAAUCGUACAUAAAUGUUUCUUUUUGUGUUCUAAGUACAGAAUUGGUUAUUUGGAUAUUGACAUUCUUUUGUUUGUUAAGACACAGUUGAUGCCAUGUGAUCUUAGAUUAAAUAACAUAUGCUUCAGCUGUGCAUGCUGUUGAAAUGUUAUUGAUUUAUAUUUGCUUUUGUCAUGAAUAUGAUGAAAUGUUGUUACCAAGAACAGGUGUUGAGACCAGCAUUGAAUAUUUACCUUAUAAGUAAACUGCUUCUUAAUGUGGGGGCAUAUGCUUAUGAUAUCGUAUGAAUGUAAUUCAGUUACAAUGGAUGUAACAUAAAGGUAUAGCACAGGUGUAUGAUCUAAUAUUAUUGAGAAACGUGUUUGAUUAAAUAUACAUGCAUUACAAAUCAAUAUAUUAUUUACAUAUUGAUUGCACUAGAACUGUAACAUCAGCAUCAUGUGAAAUUGACAUUUCUUUCUUCUUUUCCUGCUGUGGCAGUAAAAUGCAUUAAACAAACACUGUAAAUUC
This is a messenger RNA of Megalobrama amblycephala (Wuchang bream), 2389 nucleotides long. RefSeq lists its product as uncharacterized. Bases 362 to 1465 code for a protein of 367 amino acids. The transcript has 10 exons. NCBI's taxonomy places the organism in Eukaryota, Metazoa, Chordata, Actinopteri, Cypriniformes, Xenocyprididae. The record is from RefSeq and is a predicted model, not a curated record.